Acinonyx jubatus (cheetah) is the source of this 3649-nucleotide messenger RNA. RefSeq names its product pejvakin (gene PJVK). The transcript is spliced from 6 exons. Gene Ontology annotation, biological process: programmed cell death. NCBI's taxonomy places the organism in Eukaryota, Metazoa, Chordata, Mammalia, Carnivora, Felidae. Gene Ontology annotation, cellular component: cytoplasm. The record is from RefSeq and is a predicted model, not a curated record. The coding region runs from base 1708 to 2289 and encodes 193 amino acids.
UGCUGUAGUCCCGCGGCUCCCGGGUGCUCGUUUCUCCGCUCCCCCCAUGGCCUUGAGGAGGCCGCAGUUUUGUGUCCUUAAACAGGCGGUUUCCGGCCCGGAGAGGCGGCUUGUCGGUCGGCGAGCCUCACACUAUGUGAGGACUGAGCUCAGCAUUCUUGGUGGUGGGGCUGGGGGAAGUUAAGAAUUGUGGUUGCUUCACCUUAUGAAAAAGAUUUCAAAAUUCUAAAUGCAAAAUUGCUACGGAGCGUCCCCGGGCCUGGCCCCUAAGCUUGCGAUUCGCGGUCUAUCCGCCCCUGAGGGCUUCGAUGGGCUCUCCCGAUUCGAGGCCUGCCUGGAGGAGCUUUCAGGAAUGUCCGGAGACCCCCUCCCGCCGGGUAGUCUCCAUUGUCUCUAGGCUUUCGUCUGGAGAGGAAUGCGGGGCCGGCGAAUUUGAGCAAGGCCCGUUAGGUGUAAACGAAGGCUUUUGUGUGGGCUCCAAUUAAAUGCUGUUUCUGCACACCUGUGUUGCUAGUCGUAAUUGCGAUCGCCUGGGAUGCACCGCCUUUGGUGGAGAUCAGAGAGCGACGGUGGAAGUGUCGCCUAGGGGUUUGCUAGGCACUUGGGAAAUGACUCCCUGUGCUUUCUCUGUGUUGAAGAUUGCACUAUGCUUUUCACACAAAGGGACAUUAUUAAAAACUUUUUCUUUUUGGUUUUGGUGGGUUUUUGUUUGUUUUUUGGUUACAUGUGAGCCCUGGAUGCUUGAAAACAAAUGAAAAGUGUUUAGGAUCUAAUCAAAUUGAUUUAUAUUAUUUGAGGCUUGAAUUAAGUCUAUUCUGUCUUCCACUAUCCCCUCUGUAUAUGUAUGUAUAGCGAUUACUACUAUUGUUAGGUUUUAAUGAGUAUCUUACCAUAAAUAGCCACUAUUUCAAAAUAUAUUAACAUCCACAAAAUUAGGGCAAUACAAUAUUUCAGCACUCAGAUUUGUUCCUAAAACUUAUUUUUCGCCAUGAUAUCCUAAGCCCAAACUUUAUUCAGCUCUCUUUAAGGGUUGAGUAACAGAUAAUGAUGAUGAAACAAAAUAAACGCAGUGCUAUUUCAGAGUUGUCUAUGUGCCAGCCACAGAGUGAGAAACCCCUAAGUUGUAGUUUCUAGUUAUUUAUAUAUGUGUUAGAAUUCUAGUUAUUUAUGCAUAUAUUAUAUAUAUUUGUACAUAUAUUUAUGCAUAUAUACAAAUAACAAACUUUCAUUUGUUAUUUUAGUUGUCUGCAUACAGUUGUUUCCCUAUAUUCAAUGAAUUUAUAUUAAUUACUUGGUUUUGUAGCAUACAAGAAAGAAAAUGAGUGAACUGUAUACCAUAAGGAUUCAAAAUAGCACCUUACUAUUGCCAACAUUGGCAUGGCAAACUUGUGAAGGAAUUCCCUUUGGACUAGGUCCACUAAAAAUGGUGUCCAGGGCUAAGGUAUUUCAUCUUAUCAGUUACUGAAUUAUGAAGAUGAAUCAGAUGUUUCACUCUAUGGAAGGCGAGGCAACCAUAUUGUGAAUGAUGUUGGGAUUAAUGUCACUGGAUCAGAUUCUGUUGCAGUGAAAGCUUCAUUUGGUGUGGUGACCAAACACGAAGUGGAAGUAUCGACAUUACUCAAGGAAAUUACUACACGAAAAAUUAAUUUUGACCACAGCUUGAUACGUCAGACAAAAAGCAGCAGAAAGGCAGUAUUGUGUGUGGUCAUGGAAAGCAUUCGAACCACACGACAGUGCUCGCUGUCUGUGCAUGCUGGAAUUCGUGGGGAAGCCAUGCGGUUUCAUUUUAUGGAUGAACAGAAUCCCAAGGGAAGGGACAAAGCUAUUGUUUUUCCAGCACACACAACCAUAGCUUUCAGUGUUUUUGAACUCUUCGUUUACUUGGAUGGUGCCUUUGACCUUUGUGUCACUUCAGUGUCAAAAGGAGGUUUUGAAAGGGAAGAAACUGCAACGUUUGCGCUGCUCUACAGAUUGAGGAAUACACUAUUUGAGAGAAAUAGAAGAGUGAUGGAUGCCAUUUCUCGUUCACAGCUUUACUUAGAUGAUCUUUUUUCUGACUACUAUGACAAACCUCUCGGCAUGACUGAUAUUUCUCUCAAAGAAGGGACUCAUAUCCGAGUUAACUUACUUAAUCACAACAUUCCAAAAGGACCUUGCAUACUCUGUGGAAUGGGGAACUUCAAAAGGGAGACAGUUUAUGGGUGCUUUCAGUGCUCCGUCGAUGGGCAGAAGUAUGUGAGACUUCAUGCAGUUCCUUGUUUUGAUGUUUGGCACAAGAGGAUGAAAUAAAACAAAAAUAAUGAACGUACCUUGCUGGUGUUUUAGGUGCACCUGUGCCACACACCUUUCCAAAAUUUUCUAGGUUUGCUUUGAUGAAUUGUGGCAAAGUAAAGAGGGAGAGGAAAGAGAAAUUAACCUGUUUGGGCAUCAUUUUCUUCAUCGAUAAAAGGGAAGAUAAUAGUUUCUAUCCUAUAAAUUGCCAUAAAGGUUAAUAUUGUUUAUGUGAAAAAGGUUUAAAUAUUCAAAACAUAGUGAUUCCUUCAUAAAAUCUGCCAGUUACUUUAGAAGUAUACUUGGGAAUUCAGUCUAUCAUCUUAACUUUACACAGCGAUUUUUCUCAAUAUCAAUUUUAGUUUUAAUUGGCUUUUAAGUCAACAUUUAAGAAUGACAAGAGGUUAAAUGUGGUGACUUUAUGGUGCCUUACCCACUGCCUUAGGUCUGGUAAAAUGAGAAAAAUGUGUUAAUAAUUUAAUGUAAUCCUAAAUAUUUAAUUGCGGUAUCAAAUUAAAAGCACACUGAGCUCAGUGUGGGGUUUUGUGUACACAGUUAACAGGGAGACUGUUAGUGGUAAUGGGCUGCUGUCCUAUAUCAUGCACAUGCUCCCUAGUUUUGUCUUUAUAAAAACUCACUGCUGUCAAGGUAAGGCAGCUAGAAAAAAAAAAUAGUUAAGGCAACUAGGACACCUUUAUCUUUCACCUUUGAAAAUGUUUAAAAUAUUUAACAUAUUUAGUUCUGAGAGCUCAUUUUCAUCUACUCUGUAAGACAUCUGAAAUUUUUCAUACACAGACAACCUAAGUUAUUAAUUUACUCAACACCCUCAUUAAAAUAAUUGCAAAAGUGAUAUUAAAAUUCUAGAACUCAAAAUGUAGUGAUACUAGGUAUCUACUCGUAUAUGCCUGUGAAAGCAUAAAACAAUCAUGGAAAUAUAAAACAUCUGAUGCCUGUCUGCACGUAGAAUGAUUAAAAUGUUACUGUUUACUUAAAUGUGACUAGGGUUUUUGAAUCAAUCUUCAUUUCAUUUAAUAUCAUCUAUAAAUUUUAAAAACAUAAGUUUAAAAGCACUUUGAAAACAAUGGGACAGGAUAGAACUGUGAAUAGUUUGUAUAAAGGGAUGAUUUCCUUGUAUAUCUUCCUUCCACAGUAUUUUUGUUUUGAGCAGAAUAUGUGAGUCAAGUGCAAAUACGAGUAUACUGAUGGCAAAAUAUUGUAGUGACUUUUUUUGUAUGGAUAUAGAUAAUGGGAGUCGUUUCCAAUGGAGGUUUUCCUGAGGGAAGUCAAAGAACAAGAAUUCGCGAUUAGCAAGUAAAGAGUUUACAAAACUGGGUACAGGCAUGAAGAACUGGGAGGAAAAGAAGAUAGUGAAGGUUUU